ACCGCGAGCCUCAGCGAUACCGAAUCGGCCCGGCCACUAUCUCCCGAGACUGACAUCGAUGAUGAAUUUAACUACCCGCCUCCUAACGAAAAUCAGCCGAUCAUGGCCGCGGCACAUGCCCUUCACCAGGAGGCGAGAAUGUGGUACAGUCGUGAUAACGAUCUGAUUGCAGCCACCAAACGCAUCGCUAGCCUAAUGGCCAAAUUGAGUCAGAUUGUUCGCAUUUUCACUCUCCUAAUAAUUUACCUCUCGUAA
Dibothriocephalus latus is the source of this 255-nucleotide messenger RNA. Lineage: Eukaryota; Metazoa; Platyhelminthes; Cestoda; Diphyllobothriidea; Diphyllobothriidae. The record is from the annotation of a GenBank genome assembly.